CCGAGAAGCUUUAUAAUGGGGUGUUAUUUAGGUCGCUAGUUCGAAAUAUCUGGUGUUUUUAUGGCUACUUUUAGGUAGUCACGAGAAUUUCUGGAUGAUUUUGUUGAUAACACUGGAAUGUAUAUGUUUGUAAAAGCGACGGUUCUGUUGUAUUCUGAGCAUGAGAUACUUGGCUGUGUUUCCAGUCAUGAAUGGAAAGCGAGCACUCUGCCCUGGCUCAGCUAACAAGCUGACUAAUCAACGUAUUAUUGAAGAUCACAUGAUCUCACAUUACAAAAGGCUGGACUUAGCAAAAGCCACAGUGGACACUUCAGUACCCAAAAGUAUGCGUUGUAAUGUAAAAUAUAUUGACCAAAAGCGCCGUGAACAGAUAGAUAUUUCUGAGAGGACACAAUCAAUAAGGUCCCUUUCACAGAGGAGCCUCAGGUUGGAUAAUAUUACCUCUUGCUUAUCCAGAAAUGUCAGACCCUCUACUCGAGGUGCUGAGAGUACUUAUUUUAACUCCGAUGAAUCUGUGAUGUCCUCCCCAAGGUUCAGUACUUCAUUCCAUUGUAAGCAAGUUGUGUUUCCUUCCCAAAUGGGUGCACGGUCUCAGAACUGCUGGCCAUCUUCAGAAUUAAGUUACAGAAGCCCAAAAUCCACAUCUUCAAGUCAGGAGAAGUUUAAAAGCUUUCAAGACCCUACACAGAAAACCUACAGUGGUGACAUUCUUCUGAAACAUGCCCACUACUUCACACAAGAAAAGCCUUUCACUCCCAGAACUCUGAAAACAGAUUGCAAGCCCAGUCUGGCUAACUAUCGGUAUUACACUUCUGCAAGUAGGAAAGGAGCUGAAGAAAAGACACCAUCUAAAUAUUUUCAACCAGACACUCACUGCAGAAGCAAGCAAAGAUCUUCAACAGAGCAGGACUCACCCCAGCCAUGCAGUGUUCAUCAUGAGUGGUCUGAUGAAGAGUCAAAUGUAUUUGGACAUUAUGACACCAAAAAUAAAUUCGGAGGCAGUGAUUUUUUUCUCAGCUCCUCAAGGGUAUCACCAGAGGGAAUGAAGUCCCCAGUUAUGAGAAAAGUAACAGCAGAAGAGGAAGAAUUAAUGUACCUGGAGUUUAUUGCUGAUAUAACAAAUGAGCUUAUACUACGAGGCAUCUAUUCUGACAGCGUACUGGAACGGGUGUUUGAGCGUCACAUUGAUAUGAAUAAACAUCGAUUAGCUGAAGACAAAAUGCGCCACCUUCUGGAAGCACUGCAGAAUGAUUUGCAAAAGCCCCCUUUUUCUUCUAUUACUGUUCUUGAGAGCAAGGAAAGAGACAGUUCUUUAUUGCACAGAUAUAAGGAUUCGAGCCUUCAUCACGAGUUGGAAAAUUUUGUGAAAGAUGACACUAGCCUCUCUUUUACACCCUUAAGGAAUAAGGACACGUGGGAAUCUGAUGUGGCCACUCCUAGAUUAGAUACCUCACCACUAAAUGACAGCAUUUUGGAGAAUGCUAAAUCUGUUAGACAGGAAGAUAAAAAGGACUUCAUGGACCUAGAACGAGAUCGUGAAGAAGGAAAUGUAAUAACUCUGGGAUGGGAAAACCAUCAGCUCAGCAAUGAAGACAGGCAUCAGAGCUGUGCAGAUAAUGAGGACCUUGAUGAGCUUGGCAGAAACAUGGCAGAAUCCCUAAAUGUGUCUGAGAUUCACAGUUCACAAGAGGUCAUUGAACAAGAGUCAUCUGUGAAACUUAGUGAUGAUGAGUUUUGACGUACUGUAUAUCUAUUCAGGCCAAAUAUUCGGUUGCCUUUCCAAAGGCAAAUAACCACAAUAAAGACACAUUGCUGAGAGUUUAUUUCAAGGUUUUGUGGUCUC
Neoarius graeffei (lesser salmon catfish) is the source of this 1843-nucleotide messenger RNA. RefSeq names its product spermatogenesis associated 7 (gene spata7). The coding region runs from base 161 to 1738 and encodes 525 amino acids. The transcript is spliced from 11 exons. The record is from RefSeq and is a predicted model, not a curated record. Lineage: Eukaryota; Metazoa; Chordata; Actinopteri; Siluriformes; Ariidae. Gene Ontology annotation, biological process: photoreceptor cell maintenance; protein localization to photoreceptor connecting cilium; protein localization to photoreceptor outer segment. Gene Ontology annotation, cellular component: photoreceptor distal connecting cilium; rod photoreceptor outer segment; ciliary basal body.